CACUAAAUAUAUAUACAUAUAUAUCGUCAUGAACUUCUACAAGAUUUUCAUCUUCGUUGCCCUUAUCCUGGCCAUUAGCAUGGGUCAAUCCGAAGCUGGUUGGCUUAGAAAAAUUGGCAAGAAAAUUGAACGCAUUGGCCAGCACACUCGAGAUGCCUCCAUUCAGGUCCUGGGAAUCGCUCAACAAGCUGCAAAUGUUGCCGCCACAGCGCGAGGUUGAAAAUUCCAGUAUCCUGCCAUUUUCCUAUUUAUUAUUAGGUUUAAAUUUGCUGCUAAAUAUUCUAGAUGUAAAUGAUUAAUUGAGAUUAAAAAUAAACCCUUUUAUACACAUAUCUUCUAAAAUA
This is a messenger RNA of Drosophila willistoni, 344 nucleotides long. RefSeq names its product sarcotoxin-1C. The coding region runs from base 29 to 220 and encodes 63 amino acids. NCBI's taxonomy places the organism in Eukaryota, Metazoa, Arthropoda, Insecta, Diptera, Drosophilidae. The transcript is spliced from 2 exons. The record is from RefSeq and is a predicted model, not a curated record. Gene Ontology annotation, cellular component: extracellular region. Gene Ontology annotation, biological process: defense response to Gram-negative bacterium; defense response to Gram-positive bacterium; antibacterial humoral response.